AUGGUGCUUCAAAGCCAGAGCCACCCUGGGAGUUGCGAAAUUGGUAUAUACUUCCCAUUGGCAGGUGGAUCAGAAACAAAUGUAACCAAGAAACCAACUUCCACAACAAGUGCCACUUCUCCUACCACUACUAUCAAUACCUUAACAUCUACCAGCACUACACUAGAUGGUACUUUACUCUCCACUGAGACUUCACAUGCUGCCACUACAAGUAUUUCUACUGUAGCAAACACACCAGAAAUUAUCUCUACAACAGUGGUUACAAAGGGUACCACAGGUUCUAUUAUACCAAAUAAUACAUCUCUUACUAAGCCACCUGAUACUCUGGUGACAAUCCAACCAGAAUUAUCAAACACUUCUAAUGGAGAUGAUCUAAUAGCUAAUUCCAGUAUCAUACUACCAACUGGAAAUAAUGCAUCUGCAACCAGCAAUACAUCCUCAAUGCGUCAUGUUCCACCAGCAUUCAGAACUACGUCUUCUGUGCCGUGGACAAACCAUACAACUGUACCAUCGCAAGAGUCAACUGAUUCCAACAGCACACAAGGGAAUGCGUCCUCAUUAGCUACUGUGACAUCUUCAGUACUACCAGUAAUUACUUUCACAGACGUCACUAAGAACUCACCCAAACCAUCUCUACCAACAUAUACAGCAAAAGUAACCAAGAAACCAACUUCCACAACAAGUGCCACUUCUCCUACCACCACUAUCAAUACCUUAACAUCUACCAGCACUACACUAGAUGGUACUUUACUCUCCACUGAGACUUCACAUGCUGCCACUACAAGUAUUUCUACUGUAGCAAACACACCAGGAAUUAUCUCUACAACAGUGGCUACAAAGGGUACCACAGGUUCUAUUAUACCAAAUAAUACAUCUCCUACUAAACCACCUGAUACUCUGGUGACAAUCCAACCAGAAUUAUCAAACACCUCUAAUGGAGAUGAUCUAAUAGCUAAUUCCAGUAUCAUACUACCAACUGGAAAUAAUGCAUCUGCAACCGACAAUACAUCCUCAACGCGUCAUGGUCCACCAGCAUUCAGAACUACAUCUUCUGUGCCGUGGGCAAACCAUACAACUGUACCAUCGCAAGAGUCAACUGAUUCCAACAGCAUACAAGGGAAUGCUUCCUCAUUAGCUACUGUGACAUCUUCAGUACUACCAGUAAUUACUUUCACAGACUUCACAAAGAACUCACCCAAACCAUCUCUACCAACAUAUACAGAUACUCCAGUUGAAUCAACAAGAAAUCCUAAAAUGUCAACAGCACAACUACUACCGGAAAAUGAAAGUACAGCAUCUAACAGCACGAAGGGACCAGAUAGUAAUUUAUCCUCUGUACAGACUUCAACUUCUGUUUCUACUAGUGCUAUUAAUGGAACAACAUAUGGUGCUUUUAGUACAUCUAGUCCAGCCUCCUCCACCGCACCAACUGCUACUAAUCUGUCUAUGUUACCCAACUUGCCACCACUUACUAGUGCAACUUCUGUCCAAUCCAGCUCACCAUCACCAACUAAUACUUCUGUCAUAUCCAGCUCACCAUCACUAACUAAUACCACUUCUGUCAUAUCCAGCUCACCAUCACUGAAUCUUACCACUUCUGUCAAAUCAAGCUCGCCAUCCCUGACUAAUACUACUUCUGUCAAAUCCAGCUCACCAUCACCGACUAAUACCACUUCUGUCAUAUCCAGCUCACCAUCACUGAAUCUUACCACUUCUGUCCAAUCCAGCUCACCAUCACCGACUAAUACCACUUCUGUCAAAUCCAGCUCACCAUCACUGAGUGGUACCACUUCUAUCAAAUCCAGCUCACCAUCACUGAGUGGUACCACUUCUAUCAAAUCCAGCUCACUAUCACUGAGUGGUACCACUGCUGUCAAAACCAGCUCACCAUCUACUGUCACUAGUACAACUAAUAAUGAUAAGUCCUCAUCCAUUUCAUCCUCUGCUCCCAAUAUGGUGACGGAAACUUCAGUAUCACAGACAGGAAUCACAGACCUCACUACUUCUGAAUCCAGCAAUAAACCAUCACCAGCAGCCACAGUCACUUUCUAUGUUGUCCAAAUGAGCGUAACAGUCACAGGAACACAAGGGAGCAUUAAUGGAGAGCAGGCCUUCACCCUCAUGAAAAACAUGAUGGACUUCCUCCUGAAGAACUCAGAGUUUGCUCUAAUGCAGAUUACAGUGUCUGAUGAUCUGGGGUAUGUAAUGUUCACAGUGUUACGUAAGCAGGAUCAUCUCUUUAACCCAAUUUCUGAGCUCAGUAAAGCUUUUAAUACCAAAAGCAGUGGCAUAGCUAGCUUUUGGCAUGGGGGAGAGAAUAUGGAAAAUAGGCGCCCCAUGUCCAUCCAGAGUAUGAUAUAAUGAAGGUGUAUCCUCAGCAUUUGCAAUUUUGCAUUAUUGUCCGGUCAUAGACACUCUCCUAUUAUGCAGGUGCAUCCAUAGCGUCACAUACUGCACUAGAUAUACACUCAACAGUAUUGUAAUAAAGCAUAUUACACUUUAAAUACUCAUCUUCAUUAAGGUUUAUUAAUAAAACACUGUCUAUAACAUGAUAAAAUAUUA
This is a messenger RNA of Pseudophryne corroboree (corroboree frog), 2562 nucleotides long. RefSeq names its product mucin-2-like. The record is from RefSeq and is a predicted model, not a curated record. The coding region runs from base 1 to 2361 and encodes 786 amino acids. Lineage: Eukaryota; Metazoa; Chordata; Amphibia; Anura; Myobatrachidae. The transcript has 8 exons.